This is a messenger RNA of Plasmodium vivax (malaria parasite P. vivax), 1628 nucleotides long. Its product is annotated as ribosome releasing factor, putative. The record is from RefSeq and is a predicted model, not a curated record. Gene Ontology annotation, cellular component: mitochondrion. The transcript has a single exon. Bases 360 to 1628 code for a protein of 422 amino acids. Gene Ontology annotation, molecular function: ribosomal large subunit binding. Gene Ontology annotation, biological process: translation. Lineage: Eukaryota; Apicomplexa; Aconoidasida; Haemosporida; Plasmodiidae.
GGGGGGGAUUCCUCACCCGAGGGUAAUUCUCCCCAUGGCGAAGCUACUCGACUGCUCCCUUUUUUUUUCUCUCUCUUUCUUAGAGGCCGACGGAGAAGGGGCAAAUGCUCGUUGGCUGCCCAACGUAGGAGGAAUGACCGACGAAAAUGCUUCCCAAAAGAUGCUGCAAAAUGAAAGAGCGUUGACAUGUGCAUGUACCCGACGAAGUUAAAGCCCCCACCAGAGUGACAUCGCCUCUGUGCCGCUUAAAAGGGGGGCAUGUAGGAGUGGAAAGCCCCCCCAUUCCUGGUUAACACUACCAUCGAGAGUAACAACGUAUGAAAUAAAACCCAUUUGAAGAUUCCCCCAACGGUCUCCAAAUGGCACUCUCGAGGAGGACCCCCCUCUCAAAGACGGUGCUGUGCUACCUCCUCCUGAUGGCCCCCCUUUGCAGCAUCACCACCAAUGCGCUCUGUGACGGGUUCGUUUUAAAGCGCUCCCCCAAGUUGGAGGCAUUCCUGACUGGUAGGGACGGCGUAAAGAAGGGGCUCUCUGACGACCUACCCCGAAGGGGCAACCUCACAAAGAGGAGCAACGCGCAGGGGAAGAAUGGAAACGCGCUGCAUGCCCAUGGGAAGAAUCGCAACACACUGCAUGCCCAUGGGAAGAAUCGCAACACACUGCAUGCCCAUGGGAAGAAGGAAAAAAAAAAGGAGGCGUUACUCCACGUGCGUGAAGUUAUAAACAGGCAAAUGGUGGGCACUGGGAAUGAGGCAGACGAGCAUGGCGAUGAGGAGGAGGAGUACUCCGAGGGGGCAACACGCAGAGGCACCUCUACCCCCCGCGCAGGACAACAGAAAAACCACAGGGGAGGCAGCAUGACGAAGGGCGCACCGGGGGGGAAAAACAAAACGGCAGACCUGCACCUGCGCAGUAAUAUCAAAAUAAAGGGCAGCCUGAAGGAGGAGCAGCGGCAGGCCGACGGGGAUGAAGCGGUGGGAAGGGGCACAGAAGGGGAACUCCUCUCCAGUGAGGACCCCCUCACGGGAGAUGCCGCUUCAACGGGAGACGCACCCCCCGAUGAGCAGGACCAUGCGGACGAACCCGUCACGGAAGAAGACCUAGACAGCCUGAGCAAAACGUGCGCCGAGAAAAUGGAAAGCGUUUACAGCUACAUCAAGAAGGAGUCCUACCGAUUUAACCUGAACAGCAUAUCGAAUACCCUCUUUGAAAAUGAAAAGGUAAAAAUAAACGACCAGCUUAUGACCAUCAAACACAUGAGCCACAUCCGGAAGAAGGAAAAUUUAUUUAUCAUCACCCCCUACGACCCCUACUACGUUAACUUCAUAUAUAACCACUUCGUGAAGGAGUAUAAGGAGCUCAAAUUCUACGUCAAGGACAGGUCCCUUUAUGCAGUUGUCCCUCCCCUUUCAGAAAAUCUAAAGAACGAAAUUAAAAUAAAAAUUAAAGAAAAAGUGGAGGACUCCAAGGGGACGCUGCGAAAUGUGAGGAAGCAGAUGCUGGCCAAGCUGGAAAAGCUGCGCGGUCGAAUUGGGAAGGACAUUUACUUUUUCCAGAGGAACCACAUACAGAGUCUGCACGACCAGACGCGCAAGCGCAUUGAGGCCCUCCUCAGCGAGCUCCGCUGA